CAGCCCGCCGCCCAGGGCGGUGCGCGGCGGGCUCUGCCUCGCAGCCGCCCUGGCUGCCGCGGGCCUGGCGCGGGCGGCGCGGGGGCGGUGGAGGGGCCGCGGAGGCCCGCCGCCCCAGGGGUUCGGGGCCCUCUGUGCUCGUCCUGUCGCAGAGUGGCGAUAUGGUCGGGCUGGUGGCCACAGGCGACGAGAAUUUCUCGCUCGCACGCCUGGGCACAGGGUGUGAAAACUGGAAGGAGAUAGGCAUGGGCGAGACGGUUGUGACUGCAAGCGCCAACCAGUGCGCGGGCCUGUGUCGACGUUCGCCGAGGUGCAUAGGCGUCAACUGGCAGCCGAGGUCCUGUAAGGGAGGCGAGCAGGUGCAGCGAGGCGCCUGCAUCUUGUUGGGAAGCGCCUGCUCUGUCGAGGAGAACCCCUGUUGGGACUUGUACGAUGUGAGCGGCAGCGCUGUCCCGCAAGGAAAUUCUGAGGGCACCGUUGCCGAGACUACGCCCAGCAGUACGCAGACGACCGUCACGCUGCGUGCAGAGGCCGCUACGGACGACCCAGUGAGCGAGGCAACAUCCGUUGCCGAGACUACGCCCAGUAGUAUGCAGAUGACCGCCACGCUGCCUGCAGGGACCACCACGGACGACCCGCAGAGCCAUGCAGCACGUGACACCGUGCAGGCAACCUUCGCACUGCCCGCGGAAACAAUCCCGGACGAUCCAGAGCUCCAGGCCGCGGUCCUGGAGGCGCUGCAGGAGAUGCUCGCCGAGGAGACCGGCGCGGCGCAUGUCUCCGUCGCGCUGAUAGAGGAGUGGGGCGAGGAGCACGCCGAGGAGCUUGCCGCACUGCCCCGGCAGCGGCGGCGGCUCCGCGUGGCCGCACCGGAGCAGGAGGUGGAGGUCACGUUCACGCCCGCUUCUGCGGAGCUCGCCGCCACGAUCGACAAGCAGCAUGAUGUCUUGAAGUCCAAGAUUUGCGAGACUGCUGCGCGAGUGGCGAGGGAGCUCGACUGGGAGGCGUCAGGAGCAGUGGGUCAGGACCAAGCUGGCCCCAGCGCAGCCGCCGUGGCGUCGAGGCCAGAGAGCAGCCAGGUAGACAGCAGCCAAUCUGACGUCACCUUUUACAUCGUCCUCGGAGUUCUCGGCACCAUGAUGCUGGGCGGCUGCGUGGCCGUGGUCCAGCACCACGAGGACCAGAAGAUGGGGCUCGAGAACCCACGAGGGUUCCGCAGGCAGUUAGUGCCGCCAGGUGGCGGCAAUGACAAAGGCGCCGACGAGCAGGCGAUGGAGCUGCAGCAGGCGCAAGAACCACCCUCCAGGGGUUUCGGAGACGCCCUGGCCCUGGCGGAAACGGACCUCGUGCACAGCGCAGCUGCGGGCGCCACCGCGCUGCAUGUGCGGUCCACCCACGGCUUCGGCAGAGGAGAUCGAGUGCAGAUCAUGAGCGGCAAGGGCAGCGAGACCAAGGUGGUUUGCGGCUUCGACGAAGCUACGGGCGCCAUGUUGGUGUACAAUGGGCUGUUUUACACCCACGCCAUGGGCGCGUUAGUCAGCAAAGCACCAGGCCCCCCGGCCCGCUGGCAGCACGCCUGGGCUCGUCGACGACAGGCCUCUGGAGUGACCCGCCGCGCCGGCACCGCCGCUCGCUCGAGGGCAAAGCGUCGGUCGUGAAGAGCACCGCUGGCGCACCAGAAAAUG
Prorocentrum cordatum is the source of this 1685-nucleotide messenger RNA. NCBI's taxonomy places the organism in Eukaryota, Dinophyceae, Prorocentrales, Prorocentraceae. The record is from the annotation of a GenBank genome assembly.